GCUUCUUGUCCAGGGGAGGCGGUCAUGCAAAAUGAGAUGUGCCAGAAAGUGGAGCUCACAUGAGCCAAAAACACGACUAGAGACACCAAGCAAGCCUGAGAGGCAUUCCACAUGGGUGGAUCUAGUUCCCAACGAUUCCUGCGAUGGGGUUUGGUCCUCAUUUUGGCGUGUUGUGAAGCGCCAUGCUGGGUGCCAGGUCAGCAGGGCGAUCGUGGCCUCCACUUCAGCGCAAAUCGGAUAUCGCACAUUCAGCGAGGUGACGGACUGCCUGACGACGCUGGCAGACGAGAUGUUGUCGCAGAGUGGUUGCAGAGUGCCUUGCAGGCUGCAGGAACAGCUUUGGUGGCUACUGGUGCCUUUUGCAGCGGUGCAAAGCUUGCCGUCAUCAACCAGCCUCAACAGCCAGAGCUGCGGGGCCCGUUCCGUGCAGUGGGCUCUCGUGUGCUGCGUCUAGCAGGGCUGCGGUGCCGGGUGCUGUAUCCUGCACAAAGCAAUGGCAAGGAAGCCCCCUAUCUUUCAGAGGGGCGAAGAACCUCAGAUGCCAUGGCACGGCUUGUUUUCUUUCCUGGCUUCUUGCUGGAGCACCUGGGUACUGCAAGUUCUGGGUGCUGGGAGGAUGCGCCACCUUCUGCUUCUCCGCAGGGCCUUUAUCCAGUUUUCGUGUACUCCCACGGUCAGGGAGGAAACAUGGACAUGGGCACAUUUUUUUUGAGGCAGAUUGCCAGCUAUGGGCUGAUUGUCCUCAGUGUGGAGCACCAAGAUGGCUCUGCAUCCACUGGCGAUGAGUCCAAUCCCAGACCAUUCAGUUUCACUCGUGCGCAGCUGGGAGUGAGCUAUCGUGCGCAAGAGCUGAUAGAAGUGACGAAAGCUUUGCUCGCUAAUGGACUGCUUGAUGAGCUUGGUGGAGACGGGCAAAAUAUUUUAGUGGGUGGACACAGUUAUGGCGGUCCCACGGCCAUUCUUGCCGCCAACGCAGCCCCGGAGCUUUUCAGUGGAUUGGUGCUGCAUGACCCAGCAGUGAGCGCUGAGAUGCCGCAAUUGACCCAACCAGUCUUUUCCAUUGUGGGAGAUGAGUAUGCCGGCAUCUUGAAUUUGGUGAAUAUGGUGCGCAAGGUGUCUUCGAGCGGCAAGGCUCGCCCAUGGUCUGGCCUUUGGCACUUCAAUGGCAUCAGCCAUGGGAAUUUUGUGGAUGCCCCGCUGUGGGCUCCUUUGCCAAUCAUGCGCCUUUUGCGUCUACUGCUGAUCCCUGCAGCAGGGCCUGCAGAUCCCGCAGAGGCUUUGUUUCGGAGUUCCCUCAAGUUGCCCUCAAGCGUGAACUUUGUUUGAUUUGCAGCGGCUUAGCACUUUGGGUUUCUUCCCCUUCGCUACUCGGACAGCCUCUUUUCGGAACCACCAAUCCCAUUCUGUUUCUAUUAGUAACGUCUAUGAGUGCUCGAUCGGCCCCAAACUUUGCUUUACUGUAGGUUCGCUUGUUGCCAGGCCUGAGCCUUGACCACCAAUAAUUUCAACCAGCUCUUUCUCAUAUCUCUAGGCGCACAAUGCCAUGGCAUCAGCCGCUGCUGACUUUGCAAAAAGCAAUGAAAAGUCUGUUUCAGACACUGACCGCGCGUGGCAACUCUUG
Messenger RNA from Durusdinium trenchii, 1621 nucleotides. Lineage: Eukaryota; Dinophyceae; Suessiales; Symbiodiniaceae. The record is from the annotation of a GenBank genome assembly.